UUGCCUUGACAAAUUGAAAAUGAAGAACAGUACGUUGGAUAAAAUCUGCAGCUUCCUCGGCGAGCUUAUUGGCACCGGACUGCUGGUAUUUCUCGGCUGUAUGGGUUGUGUGAAAAAUGCCGCCUACGAAAAUAAUCACUUUCAAAUGACAUUUAACUUCGGUUUGGUCGUCUUGGUCAUAAUCCAAUGCUUCGGCUGUGUCUCCGGUGCACAUCUGAACCCGGCCGUAACCUUGGCUGCCUACAUUUACAAUUUGGUUUCAUUGCCGAUGGCUGGUAUCUAUUUUGUCGGACAAAUGUUAGGCGGUUUCAUCGGUUACGGUCUGCUGAAGGCGCUCAUACCCAACAAUGCUGUCUCAUUGGAGGGACCACACAAUCUCUGUGUGACCACUGUGCAUGGAGACAUUGACGCCUGGCAGGGAUGUGCUAUUGAGUUUAUCAUUACCGGUGUGCUGAUUUUCACCUGCUGCGGUGUCUGGGACCCACGUAAUGCCAAAUUCCAUGAUUCAGUGGCAAUUCGUUUCGGUUUGGCCAUCGCUUGCCUUGCCAUCACAGCGGGCCAAUUUACCGGUGCCAGCAUGAAUCCAGCUAGAUCUUUCGCGCCUGCUUUAUGGAACUCAGACUUCCAGGAUCAUUGGAUAUACUGGGUUGGUCCAUUGGCCGGCUCAGCGGUGUGUGCUAUUGUCUAUAAGGUGAUCUUCAGACGCGAAGUUGUUGAAGAGAAGGUCAACAACAAAUUGCGCGCCAUGGAGGAGGUGCCACUCUCAUAAGCCACACUCACUUAGCGUAGGACAUUUAUCACUCGAAAUACCAAAGAGCGAUUCAAAAGAAGCAAAUCGACAUCCUCGCGGAUGUUGCAGAACAAUACGAACUUCCUGAGUUAUAAAUGUUUUAAUUUUUUAUUAUAAAAUAUUUGUCUACUUAAGAAGUGCAUUUAGUAAGUCUGCAAAGCAGAUGAAUUUUAUAUUUUAGUUUUUGUAAAUGUCUACAAACCAAUUCGAAACAUAUUUGGAAAGUAUGCAUUUGCCCCCAGUGGUCAAAAUAUUCAAUAGCUGUGUUGAAAAGGUUCAAGACAGUUGUUGUAUGAUUUAUAGUAUGCCGUUUGUUAGAAAUGUUUUUUGUAAAAUUAUAAAAUUACUAAAUAAAAAAAAUUAAUACGAUCAUUU
Bactrocera oleae (olive fruit fly) is the source of this 1165-nucleotide messenger RNA. The record is from RefSeq and is a predicted model, not a curated record. Lineage: Eukaryota; Metazoa; Arthropoda; Insecta; Diptera; Tephritidae.